Messenger RNA from Oreochromis niloticus (Nile tilapia), 1295 nucleotides. RefSeq names its product nuclear factor 7, ovary-like. The coding region runs from base 200 to 985 and encodes 261 amino acids. The transcript has a single exon. Lineage: Eukaryota; Metazoa; Chordata; Actinopteri; Cichliformes; Cichlidae. Gene Ontology annotation, molecular function: protein binding. The record is from RefSeq and is a predicted model, not a curated record.
GGAGCCCUUAAAGAAGAAGUUAAAGGUUUGUGAAAAAGUUCAAGUGAAGUUUGAUCAAACAGCAGAACACAUUAAGGUCCAGGCCCGACACACAGAGACGCAGAUUAAGGAGCAGUUUAAGAAGUUUCACCAGUUUCUAGUAGAGGAAGAGGAGGCCAGGCUGGCUGCACUGAGGGAGGAAGAGGAGCAGAAGAGUGGGAUGAUGAAGGAGAAGAUGGAGGCUCUGAGCAGAGAGAUAGCAGGUUUUUCAGACACAGUCAGAGCCACAGAGGAGGAGCUGAGAGCUGAAGACGCCUCAUUUCUGCACAACUACAAGGCUGCAGUGGAAAGAGUCCAGCGCUGCCCCCUGCUGGAUGAUCCACGGCUGCCCCCAGGAGCUCUGAUAGACCAGGCCAAACACCUGGGCAACCUGACCUUCAACAUCUGGAAAAACAUGAAGGACAUGGUCUCCUACACUCCUCUCAUUCUGGACCCAAACACUGCUCAUCCAGAACUCAUCCUGUCUGAAGAUCUGACCAGUGUGAGACGAGAAGAAGAGAGGCAGCAGCUUCCUGACAAUCCAGAGAGGUUUGAUUAUUCCUGCUCUGUCCUGGGCUCGGAAGGCUUUAACUCAGGGACUCACAGCUGGGAUGUUGAGGUUGGAGAGAGCACAGGGUGGAUACUGGGUGUGUCAGAAGAGUCUGUGGAGAGGAAGGGAGACAUAGACUCUGGAUUAUGGCUAAUUUGGUUCUAUCGAGGUGAAUACUCAGCAUCGUCUCCAUCAGCAGAAACUGUUCUCUCAGUAGAAAAGAAGCCCCGGAGGAUCAGAGUGAAUCUGGACUGUAACAGAGGACAGCUGUCGUUCUCUGAUCCUGAUACUAACACACACAUACACACCUUCACACACACUUUCACUCACGGGAUGUUUCCAUAUGUUGAAACUGUGGCUGGUAAAGUGAAGGUGUGUCCGUUGAAGGUGUCAGUGUCAGUGGAGCAGAUCAGUUGAGGAUGAUUAUAUUUCUUAUGUUGUUUCCUGUCAGUGAAUUGAAGCUGUUAAACUGCAGCUGUCCUCCUGCUGCCUCGUUGUUCCAAAGCUCUUUGUUUCUCUUUUAGUUCUCACUGUUUCUUUCUCUUUCUGCUGUCCACCUUUUCACACGGAAAAUUAUUUCACUGUUUCUCACUGAAUGACUCCCCAAACUAGAUUUGAAAUUCUAUCAGAUCUCUAAUCAUUACAAGUGAUUCAUGUUUCUACUUGAUGUGUGUAAAUGGAGAUGAUUUAGUUUGCUGGGAUAUGGACUGACAUGUGUUGAAUGGGA